AUGACUUGCGACAUCAAUCACUUGAUAAUUGUACCAUGUCAUGGAAUCUACAAGCUUGGCGAGCCUCCAACAAAACAAGCUUCAUGGUAUUUAGCUUCGUUUCAGCUUGAUGGAAACGAUCAUCUCUGUUUCCUAGAUCACAUUGAACAAGCCGUGGAACAACUUCAAAGCGACGCCAAUUCAUACUUGAUCGUAUCAGGAGGAGAAACCAAAAGGGAAGCAGGCCCCAUCUCCGAAGCACUCUCAUACUAUACACUAGCAGCCGCGCAGAUUGCUAAAAAGAAACAAAUCGACGUAACUGAUAGAAUAACAACUGAAAACUAUGCUCGUGAUUCAUUCGAAAAUGUCAUUUUCCUGAUUUGUCGAUUUUAUGAAGUUUGGCAAAAAUAUCCAACGUAUAUAACCAUCAUCGGAUUCGAAUUCAAACGGGAUAGGUUUCUAGAUCUUCACUUGUCGCAAGCGUUGGGUUUCCCUAGUGACCGGGUAAACUAUAUUGGCAAUAGUCCAAAUCCCAAUUUCACUACUAAAGAAGAGACAGAGCGGUAUUUCGAAGACUUGCGGUCUAGUGAAUACGCAAACGCAGUGCGAGAAUUUAAGGCAGACUGGUACGGUGUUCAAUCGAAAUUGAGUAGCAAACGAAGGAAACGGAAUCCGUUCUCGAGGCAGGCUGGUUACGCUUUGAGCAACCCUCCCCUAGCAGACUUUUUAGUGCAGUUAAUGGUUGAUCCAAAUACAAGGACCAAUGAGGAAAUCAAGGAACUACUAAAAGAUGCCCCAUGGCGAUGA
Lodderomyces theae is the source of this 786-nucleotide messenger RNA. RefSeq lists its product as uncharacterized. The record is from RefSeq and is a predicted model, not a curated record. The transcript has a single exon. Lineage: Eukaryota; Fungi; Ascomycota; Pichiomycetes; Serinales; Debaryomycetaceae. Gene Ontology annotation, cellular component: cytoplasm. Bases 1 to 786 code for a protein of 261 amino acids.